This is a messenger RNA of Drosophila willistoni, 1309 nucleotides long. RefSeq names its product WW domain-containing oxidoreductase (gene Wwox). The transcript is spliced from 6 exons. Gene Ontology annotation, molecular function: protein binding. NCBI's taxonomy places the organism in Eukaryota, Metazoa, Arthropoda, Insecta, Diptera, Drosophilidae. The record is from RefSeq and is a predicted model, not a curated record. Bases 77 to 1309 code for a protein of 410 amino acids.
UCACCAUCAGCUGUCUCUUUAUUUGAACAAAUUUUUUGUUUUUAUUAUUGAAAAUUCAUAAAAAAUUUAUGCAAAUAUGAUGGCAAUGCCAGAUUCGGACAGCGAGGAUGAGCUGCCACCAGGAUGGGAAGAACGAGCAACCGAUGAUGGCGUUGUGUGUUAUGUAAACCAACAGAGUAAAACCUCGCAAUGGACACAUCCGAGAACUGGACGCUCUAAACGCAUUACUGGUGAUUUACCACUGGGCUGGGAGAAAUACUAUGAUGAGCAUAGCAAAAGGUUUAUGUUCCACAACAAGGAGACCCAACAACGCACCAAUGUGGAUCCACGUCUGGCCUUUGCGGUUGAGGAGCCAACACAAAACAUAGCCCAAGUGCGUCAGCGUUUUGAUUCAUGCAGCACGGCAUUGCAAGUCCUCCAUGGCAAGGAUUUGCAUGGACGUUUGGCGUUGAUAACUGGAGCAAAUUGUGGCAUUGGCUUCGAGACAGCCCGUUCCUUGGCCCUGCAUGGCUGUGAAAUAAUCUUGGCCUGUAGGAAUCGUUCUUCGGCCGAAUCGGCCAUUGAUCGCAUUGCCCAGGAACGUCCAGCAGCACGUUCUCGAUGUCGGUUUAUCCCCUUGGAUUUGGCUUCAUUGCGAGCUGUUCAACAGUUUGUCCGGGACAUCAAAGAGAGUAAUAUCAGCCACAUUGAUUAUCUUAUACUGAAUGCUGGCGUUUUCGCUUUGCCUUAUACAAAGACAGUUGAUGGUCUGGAGACAACAUUCCAAGUGUCGCAUUUAUCACAUUUCCAUUUGACUUUACAAUUAGAGGCAUUAUUUGAUUAUAAAACACGCAUUGUUGUCCUGUCAUCAGAGUCACACAGAUUUGCCAAUUUGCCUUUGGAGAAUUUGAGUGUUAAUCAUUUAUCGCCACCGCCAGAGAAAUAUUGGAGCAUGAUGGCCUAUAAUAAUGCCAAGCUGUGUAAUGUUUUGUUUGCCCAGGAAUUGGCCCAACGCUGGAAGCAACGCGGUAUUUCUGUCUUCUCGGUUCAUCCUGGCAAUAUGGUUUCCACCGAUUUGAGUCGAAACUAUUGGUUCUAUCGUCUGCUAUUUGCUAUAGUAAGACCAUUUACCAAGUCUCUGCAACAAGCCGCUGCCACAACAAUUUACUGCGCCACAGCCAACGAAUUGACAGGUUUAUCGGGACUGUACUUUAAUAAUUGCUUUUUCUGUGAAUCCAGCAAAUUGUCAAAGUGCUCCACAUUGCAGGAAAAUCUAUGGCAAGUUAGUGAAAAUUUAAUCCAGGAAUUUUUAGCAGAACAAAGGCAAUGA